AGCAGUUGAGAUUUGGCUGCUUACGUGGUAUUGUGCAUAGUUACUUUGUUUAGUGACGGUAAAGCUUGAAUGAUAUUGGGCUUGAAUUUGAUUUGUGUUUGAAUUUAUUUCAGUGUUAAAUUCUUGGGCUGAUUAACUUUUCAAUCUUACUAUAUGUUUGUGUUUCAUGGACCUUUUUCCAGAAACAUACUUUAACUAUUUAAAUAAAAAGAUUUUAAUUUAUGCACAAAAAAUACAAUGGCAACAGUUUCAUUGUCUUCGGUUCCAAAACGUUUGCGUAUGGUUGAAGACUUUCGGUGCACGUCUUGUCAAGAGCUGAAUCUCGAGGAAUCUGCAGAUAUUUACUGUGAGGCAUGUCAUAUGUUUUACUGUAAAAGAUGUGGUCACCUUCAUAAUCGGCUUUCUACAGAGCAUACUACUGUUGGAAGGGGAGAUAUUAAGAAAUGGCCAGUUCCAAAGGAGGUGGAGGAUUUUCUCAGGAUGUGUGAAGCACAUGAGGAUAAAAUACUGACACAGUUUUGCCAAGACCACACUCAGCUGUGCUGCUCUGAUUGUGUUGUAAAAAUCCACAGCCAGUGCAGUAAAGUGACCCAGAUUUCGGAGCUGACCAACUCGCAGCCCACAGGCCUAGAGGGGCUGUCAGUGGAGCUGGAAACUGUCCUGGGGGAAAUUAAAACCCUGCAAAUCAGUCAGAAGGCCAGCAUUCAGUCAUUGCAGAGAACAUACAAGGAACAUAGUGCAGUUAUGAUAGAGCAAAUGCUUGGCAAUUUAAAUACUUAUAUAGAUGAAUGUGAUAAUAAUUCUGUGGGUACAUCAGGCGGAAAUGAGCAAUAUUUAAAAGAAGAGAUGUGUAGGAGUGUUCUCUCUAUCGUGAAUGAAUUUGAUAAUAUUACUACGAAGGAACUUAACGAGAUGAAAGAUGAAGUUUUAAGUAUUAAAGAGUCAGUUACAAGUUCUAUUCAUAAAUGCACCACUCUUCACAAUGACUUGUCACAAUUCCAUGAACUUGUUCAGAAAAUUGGAGAUAAUAAGGAGCUCUGUCUUAUAGCCAGCAUAAAAUGUAAGCAUAUAAUACAGCAAGCAUUGACUGUGCUAGGAAAGUCAGGCAAGGCGUUUAAUGUCCAGCAGAAGUCUGUGCACAAUGUGAGAAUACCAUGUGAUUCAGUUACAUGUGAUAUCUCAGGCAUAUGUGUUCUUCCAGAUGGACAGGUCCUGGUUGCAGACUUCGAUAAUAAGAGAGUCAAGCUUCUGAGCCAGCAGUACCAGGUGGUGAGUCACUGGGAUGUGAAUGCUUAUCCACGGGCCAUAUGUUUGAUCACACCGAAUGAGGUUGCUGUGGCUGUGAAUGACUAUGAUAGCAAGAUACAUGAGGUCCAGUUUAUCACUGUCAACCAGGGAAAGCUUGUUUCUGGCAGGAAGUUUCAGUUACAACAUGAAUGUAGAGGUAUUGCCCAUCAAAAUGGAGACCUUUUUGUCACCUCUGGUAAAGAUUUGUACAAAUACACAUUGAGUGGCAAACUGAUCUGCAGACUCUACCAAGAUAGAUCAGGUGAUUUGACAGUAUACAAGUGUGCUGUGAGUCCCACAGGAGACAGGCUGUACAUCACCAGCUGGUCCCAUGACAAGCUUCUCACCCUGGCCAGGGAUGGCACACUCCUGGCUACAUACACAGACCCAGCACUAGUGCGCCCAUAUGGUCUACAUGUGACCCCUGCAGGCCAGGUGCUGGUCUGUGGAUGCUGGUCCCACACUGUACUACAGGUGGGCUGGGAGGGAGAGAGUGAGCUGGCUGCGCUGGCUACUGAGGAGGAUGGAGUGUGGGGGCCAUGGUCAGUCUGCUACAGCAGCACCACAUCAUCCAUCAUUGUGGGACAGUUGGAGGACAACAUCCUGGUGUUCAGAGUGGAAUAGUGUGUACAUUUGCUGCUGGGUCGGGACAACGAUGCUGAGGAUGUGGGGGACAAGCAUGACGCAGAAGGUGAGCACCAGCAUUGAUAUCCAGUUGGCCAAGCAACAGCACCAGUCCGGCCUGCAGGAGCCCCAACACUAAAUGAUCCUUUGCCUUCCCUGAUCCCUAGCUCCUCCCACUGGACCUCCGGCCUCAAAGGGUCAGCAUCGUUACACAAGUCUGUUCUGCAAUAAAUCCUCAGCACGUCAAGUUUUCACGCGCUGUUAUGAACAACCAAAAUGUCUGUGUCGAGGUUUCCCCAAGCAAGCCCGAGUAGUUUUGUUUAGCUCUAGUGCCCGAGUGGGAUGAGUGUUACAGAAGAGAGACGUUAUAGCAGUACUUAUGGUAACGCUAACAGUUAACGCUAACAGUUAGUUCUCGCUGUGGACAUCACGAAGAAUUAAACGUUGAAUAAUUUGUUUAAUUCUUUAUAAGACAGCUUUUUAUUCAGCGAGGAACGGGAGCAAAUCAAGGAACAAUCGAAACAAUAUAUUGGGAAGUAUAUCUGCUGUAGAUAGUUAGGACAGUAGUAGCGUUACGGACUGUCCUCAGUGCACCAUUUAUUCAUGUGGUGCGCAUCAGACGUGAAUUCCGCCCAUUAUUGAGAGGGCGUCGCAUUGAAUUGAGACUAAAGAAGGCUUUGAAACAUGACACCAGUUUUGUUGUAUGGUCCAGUACGCCAUUCGACUCUCAACCCGAAGUUAAUCAGAACUCAAACUCGGCCCUUAACAAUAUCCGCAAGGCCAGCAUAUCAGCUCAGCUUCUGAGCUUCAGAGCCUGUUCCUCCUGGUCCAGGACCUUUGGACAAAUGUUCAAAUAGUACUACCCACAGGAUGAAGCCACUCUGAAUCCGGGGCUCCAUACUUUCUUGGCCAGGGGCCAAAACUACCUCGUCAAUAAGCAGAGCACCAGCAUUGAUAUCAAGUUGGCCCAGCAUCCGCACGAGUUCCGCCUGCAGGAGCCCCAGUUCAGAACAAUCCUUCCCCUCCCCUGACUUCUAACUCCUCCCCCUUGACCUCCUGACUCAAAAAGUCAGCAUCGUUGAACAACUCCGUUCUGCAGGAAAUUCUGAGCAUGAUUCUGUUCUGAACAAACGCAAUGCCAACGUCAAGUUGUCCAUACAUAAGCCUGGGUAGUUUUGUUAAGCUAGAGUUCCCCGUGGGCCUGAGAGGGAUGAGUGUUACAGACACGAAAAGUUAUAACAGUCGUUAUGGUUACGCCAACAGUCAGUAGUUGCUGUUAGACAUCACAACAAAUAUCAUGAAGAAUAAAAAGUUCAAUAACUUGUUCCAAUCUUUAUGGGACAAACAGAAAUUGAACGGGAAAAAAUCAAGGAACAAUAAAAGCGUAAGCUUUUUUAGUGGGAUACUUCUGCUGUUGGUAGUUAGGACAACAGUAGGGUUAAGGACUGCCCCAGAUUGUCCUCUCAGCGACCAAAAUAUCAUAAUAGAACGGACUUUUGUCAAUGUUACUGACAAAGAAAAGCAGUAAUGACUUAGUUGUGAAUACCCAUAGCACGAUACAUCCAUGCUGACACAGAAAGGCAGUAAAGACUUGGUUGUGAAAACCCAGAGCACGCUAGAUCCAUGCUGACAAAGAAAGGCAGUAAUGACUUGGCUGUAAACACCUCGAGCACGAUACAUCCAUGCUGACAAAAAAGGCAGUAAUGACUUGGUUGUGAAUACCUAAAGCAUUAUACAUCCAUGUUGGCAAAGAAAGGCAGUAAUGACUUGGUUGUGAACACCCAGAGCACGAUACAUCCACGCUGACAAAGAAAGGCAGUAAUGACUUGGUUGUGAACACCCAGAGCACGAUACAUCAAUGCUGACAAAGAAAGGCAGUAAUGACUUGGUUGUGAACAUCCAGAGCACGAUACAUCCAUACUGACAUAGAAAGACAGUAAUGACUUGGUUGGUUAUCAAAACUCAAACUCAGCCCUUUGCAAUAUCACACCUUGCAACACAGUGUGCUUUACCAUGAAUGUUUCGCGGUUUAAAACACCAAAAUUUCAAUUUAAAGUUUGUGCGCGUAACAUAUUGAUACAUUGCUAUUCUGAGUUCUAAUCGCUAUUUCCUAAAUAUCAAUACUAGAUGAAAUGUUUGGCAUUAAAAAACAGGUGUGUAAAGUAAUUUGUUACAGUGCAUAUUCAUUUGUCAUUAAAAAAAUCAGGGUUUGGUUUGCUUGUCAUUUCCUUUUUAGCAAACAUUAUUAGACAACAAAACGAACGUUGUGUAAGUGAAAGUCCAAGACAAGUCCAACCCAGUUUGGGCACAAAUAAAACAACUAAUUAAAGAAAUUCAGUUUGUCUUGCGUCAGCCUUCAUGUAGCAAGCCUCUUAUAAACAUCACUCAAGUUGGCUACAUCAACGCUUCCAACAGCGGAGCUGGGCAUCGACACAUUGUUCCGAAUGAGUCGCUCGAACUGAAACAAUCUGAUCCAACAGAGAGCAGGCUCUGCAUGACUCGUCUGUUAAUGUGACUGACCUUGAUAUGUUGCUUUCCAAUAAUUAGAACAGUACUCCAUAUUAGCUGUCUGCGGUUGACGCAAUUCAACAACAGUUGUUGUCAGUAAUUUCUGGCUUUGGGAUGGCGAUUUGGCAUCGGGGCUUCAUCUCUGUCUUUGGCCUGGUCGCAGCAGAAGCAGCAACAAGAACAACAAUUAGUAUAAGAGACAUGAUCUGGGAUAUGGGGCUUCAUGUAUGUGCUAAAGUGUCAUCCCAUAUUAGCCUGUGCAGACUGCGAAUACAUUAAGUCCUAUUAAAGUGUCAUCCCAGAUUAGCCUGUGCAGACUGCACAUACAUUAAGUCCUAUUAAAGUGUCAUCCCAGAUUAGCCUGUGCAGACUGCACAUACAUUAAGUCCUAUUAAAGUGUCAUCCCAGAUUAGCCUGUGCAGACUGCACAUACAUUAAGUCCUAUUAAAGUGUCAUCUCAGAUUAGCCUGUGCAGACUGCACAUACAUUAAGCCCUAUUUUCCCAGAAUGAGACUCGUAUACUUCACUUAACAUCAGUAUUUUAUGUGCCUGAAAAGUUCCAAGCAUCAAAUGGGAAUUAUGUGCUUUUAAAUUGAUCACACUUAGUAAAUAAAAUGCAAAUAGCACUUGAUCUGAUAUCAAUUUUAAUCAUAGAAGGUCAGGGCAUUAAGUUUUGUAUAAUUUCGAACAAAAUUCAGCCCCUGAACCAAAAGUUUAUCCUUGCAUAAAAAUCUGCUUCAAUAGAAUUGUUAAAUUAUAUUUAAAUUUAGUAAAAUAAUUAUGUAAAAGCCUUCAGCUCAUUUUAAAAUUAUUUUCUUCAUUUAUUUUCAAUAUUUAUUUAAAUUCUUGGAUUUUGUUUUAAGAGCCUGUUCCUAUAGGAAUCCAUGCAAUCAUAGAUCGGUACCAAGCUGAACAACAGGCUGUCUGGUCAGCUGGGCCCAGACUCCCAGUGACCUUGGGGCCAAUGCUCAACUAGUCCUACUCGCAGGGUGGAGCCACUCUUAACCUGAGGCUCCAUACUUUCUUGGCCAGGGGCCAAGAUUACUUUGUCAAUAAGAGGCCUUAUACUCACAAGUUCAAGCCAAGUGAGCGAUGUUCACCAAAUCAAACUCUACAUCUCAAUAGAAUCCCGGAUAUCAAAGCGUUGAGCUUGUUCUUGAAGCAUUUGCACCAGCAACAGUCAUCAUCUCGAGUUACUGGCAUCUCUAUGGUGUGGAACCCUCCGUCUUUGAACAUCAUAACAGCACAUGAACCAGUGGCACUCAUCAUCUCAAGAUUCUGGUAUAUCCAUGGUGCAGGACCCUCGGUCUGCAAAGAUCAUGCAGAGCGAACCUCAGAUGCCAUUUGAUGAAAUCAAACCAUUCAAUCAGAAACACAGCCUGUUGCAGCAGUUGUUACCAUAUUGACCCCAGUCAAACCUAAGAAGUCCAUAGAUAAAUACUUUUUUAGAUGUGCUAGUCUUUACGUACCUCCUGGUUUGUUCAGCACUUACUCUGACUCUUUGAAUUUAAUGACGGGUGAAAAUGAAUGACCUUGUUCAGUUCGAAAUGACACAUCACAACAAUUCAAGUGGAAAGCCAGAAAGUCAUGUCAACAGCCACAUUUUGUAUGUGUAACAGCCAAGUUGUUUUCAAAGAAAAACAAUAUUUUACAUUUUAUUUUUUAUUUGACCAAUGUUUCAUGGGAAUUAUGAUGCUGUCAGUCUCUUUAUGUUGAAAGUUUUGGUUAAAAAUAGCAUGUUAAUUUUUUUUUUAAAGCACACAUAUUGCAUUUAUAUCCAAUGUCUUUGUCUGUAUAAUGAAUUUUUCACUACAUAUUUUGAUCCUUAUAAUGGUAAAUGUAUGGGAAAAACAAUUUUAUCAAAGAUAUUCUAAGAUUGUCAAGUCUGUUUAAAUGAUGCUGGUAACUUUGACAAAAUUGAAAAAAAAGGAGUAUUUUCAUAUUAUAAGAUAUGUUUCAGUUGUCUGUUUUUACCCGUAAUAUAGAUAAGCUAAUUUAAUGAAUUGUUCACGAAGGUUUAUAACUUUUACGCUUCAGCUUUUUCUGUCUUUUAAUCCUUCCGAAAACAAUACUAGUCAAUUUGCUGAUUUGGGUCGGUAUUCGAUCAUGAAUCUUGUUUAGUAGCAUACUAUUUCAUUGGAAUAAUAAUGCAUUCUGGGAAAAAUUAUUUAAUCUAACUAAAAUUAUUGAUUCUGUAAAUACCACUUUGUUGAUUUCAAUGGAUAUUGUUUGUAAAAUUAAUAUAGUAUGACUAUUGCGUGUUUGGGAAAGCUUUUAAUGAAACUGAGUAUUAUAAAAAACAAAAAAACAAAUAAAGAGUUUUAUGAAAAUUGUCAAAACUUAUUAUUGUUACUUUGUGUUGUUAGAUCAUAGAUGUGUAUGCUCACAAUUGUUAAACUUUGUUUUUGGACACAAUAGUUUAUUAUGCGUAUCCUCUUUAAUAAGUGAGUAACUUAAUCAAGAUUUAUUGAUCACUGUAUAUAUUCUGUAGGUAUAUUUUGCCAUUUAUACAUAAAGCAACUGUAGAACAAUUGUAUUUUAAAUGUAAAUUAUUCUUGUAUUGUUGCCAUUUGUAUAAUAUAAACUAACUGUUUACCUUAGUUUGUAAAAACCUUUGUAAAAAAACAUUUCCUGUGUGAAUGCUCAUAUAUAUAUUAAACUGUUAAAAUAAUGCACAGUACCAGAAAAAAAUAGUCAAUUACACAGUAAGGGAAAGUGUUGUCAUAUGCUAACAAUUGUAUAAAAUUGCGAUUGUCUCUAUUUGUAAUAAUAGAGAGCAAUAUCAUUUGCUUAAAAAAUAAAGAUGUCUGCUUUGUAAAUUAAUAAUUGUGUUUACAUCUCAACAUAACACGUAAAUACAUUAAAGUCUAAAAGGAUUUUUUGGAAUAAACACUUAAAUAAAUAUAUGUGCGUGUAUACGCUGAUAAAAAAAAUUUACAUUUCAUUUAGUUUUGUAACAGCGCAUUUGACCUUUCACGUUGACCAUCCCACACUUGCUGUCAGUGCAGUGCCUUCAUUAGGGUCAUUUUUAUGCUCCUGGUAGGGUGGCAUAUAGCAGUUGAACUGUCCGUCAUCCUUCAAAGUCAAAUGUCAAAUUUAUUGCGUCUGUCCGUCCGUCCAAAACUUUAACAUUGGCCAUAACUUGUUCAAUAUUGAAGAUAGCAACUUGAUAUUUGGCAGCCAUGUGUAUCUCAUGGAGCUACACCUUUUGAGUGGUAAAAGGUCAAGGUCAUCCUUGAAGGUCAAAGGUCAAAAAAAAUAAUCAAAGUGGCGUUCCUAUGAAGCUGCACAUUGUGAGUGGUUCAAGGUCAAGGUCAUUAGUCAAGGUCAUCCUUCAAGGUCAAAGGUCAAAAAAAUAAUCCAAAGCGGUGUUCUCAUGAAGCUGCACAUUGUGAGUGGUGUGAGUUCAAGGUCAAGGCCAACCGUCAAGGUCAUCCUUCAAGGUCAAAAGUAAAAAAAAAAAUCAAAGCGGCGUCCUCAUGAAGCUGCACAUUUUGAGUGGUGGACGUUCAAGGUCAAGGUCAUCCUUCAAUGUCAAAGGUAAAAAAAAAAUCAAAGCGGCGCAAUAGGGGGCAUACUGUGUUUCUGACGAACACAUCUCUUGUUUGUAAAUAUCCCACUGUUUAAGUUCAGCAAAUGUUUUAAGACCAGAUUUCCUUAAACUUGGGGGUGUUAUUAUUUUACUUUUAUUGAAUGCAUGAAACAUGUGUGUUCCGUUGUUGAAUAGCUAAACAUAGCUUGAUGUGUGUAGAUUGUGUGACAAAUGUUGAUCAAAUUGUUACAUAGAAAAAAACACAAUCUUAGUUAACUUGUAUGUGUUAAUUACCAAACACAAAUAUAAGUAUUUUGUAACAAUAUAAGUAUUGUCUUUAUUUGAAAUACAGAAUGAAAUGCAAUUUUAAAAUCAUGUCUUUAUAUGUUCAUCUUCUCCAAAUAAGCAUUUUGAAUAAGCAAAUAUAAUAUCUCUAUGGAAAGUAUCCGUAGGCCCCAUGCAAUUGCUUGUGUACCUCAUAUUGAUCAGGGUCUUUCUAAAUUACUUCAUGAUUGUUUAUCCCUGUCUGAAUUGUGUAAAUAGCUUCAAAAUCGUGAGAUAACUGUUAAGAGGAUUUCAAUAUUAAAAGUUAAAAUAGUAUCUUAGCUGUAACCGUACAUCUGUUGCAUUUAUUUUAACAUGUUUAUAUGUUCUGGCUCCCUGAGUUUUAUAUUGUCUAUAAUCUUGCGUACUUUAAUUGUGUUUUUUAAGACAAACAUCAUUAUACUGAUUAUGCUGUUUUUGUCCAACAUUUCUAUAUAUACAAGUUGUAUGUAAAUAAUUAAAUAUGUUUAUGUUGAUGAUAUGUAUUUCCCAAUCUAAGUUUGAUGUUGAACUCUCAAUAAACGACAUGUUUUGCCAAUUAAAUCCCGAAUGAUUGU
Messenger RNA from Dreissena polymorpha, 8832 nucleotides. RefSeq lists its product as uncharacterized. The coding region runs from base 238 to 1911 and encodes 557 amino acids. Gene Ontology annotation, cellular component: nucleoplasm; chromatin. Gene Ontology annotation, molecular function: ubiquitin-protein transferase activity; protein binding; zinc ion binding. The transcript is spliced from 11 exons. Gene Ontology annotation, biological process: positive regulation of DNA-templated transcription. NCBI's taxonomy places the organism in Eukaryota, Metazoa, Mollusca, Bivalvia, Myida, Dreissenidae. The record is from RefSeq and is a predicted model, not a curated record.